AUGAUUUUGCUGCUGCCCGUGUGUGUGUGGACACUCCGGCAGAGGGCGGACACAAAAGGGAGGGAUGCAGGCGCUGCGUGUGUGUGUGUGCAGGUGCCAUGCAACAACGUCACAACAAACAUGCUGCGACUCGGUGACCCUCACAUCGUUGUGGUCCUGACGAACAGCCCAUGCACGGCCCACGUCGAUGCACUCAGUGGACGGAGUGAGGCGUCUUUUGAGGCGCUGCAGGGAACAGGAUGUGUCGACGCAGCCACGACGUGCAUGGAGUGUCACGAUGGCACAGUCAGCUGUGGCUGGUGGAAUAUUUACUUCUCGGAGGCAACAGAGAGAGAGCUGCUCCUGCUGCUGCUGGCGUCGUUGCUGCCUCUUGUGGCCUCCCAUGCCGAUUAUUGUCUGUCCGCUGAUCAUGGGUGGUGCGCCUCCACUAGUGACGUUGUCUGCAGGCAUUUCACAGCACCAGUGAAACACACAUCACGUCGCAUGCUUUAG
Molecule: messenger RNA, 492 nt
Organism: Trypanosoma cruzi
Lineage: Eukaryota; Euglenozoa; Kinetoplastea; Trypanosomatida; Trypanosomatidae
Exons: 1
Coding region: 1-492 (163 amino acids)
Source: RefSeq, a predicted model, not a curated record